UUUGAACAAAAAGGAUUGAGGAGCAAUGGAUUGUGCCGGUUGCAUAGCCAACUACGUUCAUUCCGUUGCCAUGGCAACCUUCAUGGUAACCAGAGUAACUGUGAUCUUUUGUGCAGCAUCAUCGCACGACCGGCCAGGGCUCAGACCGGAGUUGAAAAUCUGUAGCCGACCUAAACAGGUGUUCUUAGUGCGCUGAUUACGCAGGAAGAGAUACGGAGACAAAUCGUUUCAAAAAAAAAAAACCUUCAAAAACUUUGUGCAACAAUGAGCAAACAAAAGGAUCGCAAAAAGUCGUUGGAAAAACGACUUUACCAACUAGGGGCGACGGAGGAAAUGCCGUCGCUGGUGCAGCAGACCAGAAAGAUUCUGACGCACUUUCCCCAUCUACUCUCGCUCGGCUGUUCCUACGAUGAGCAUCUUUUCCAAACGCUGUACCUUUGUGAGACCGCCAUCAGCAAAUGCAGUGUGGCCGAGCGGGCCAACUGCUCCGUGGACGAGGUUUUAAUAACUGUGCUGGAAAUUAUGAAGCUAGCGUGUGUGUGCAAAAAGGUAGUCAUAUCGUGCCUGCACACAUUGCACUCGAUCAUCCACAAUCUGGACCGUAGCGAGGUGAUGAGUAUGCAUGAUAAAAUAAAAAGCAAGCUUUCCUAUCUUAGCCAAUUUUUCUGUGAAAUGGAACAUUUCGCAAUAAUGCGUGCGGUUGUCAAAAUUCUUUAUGAAUAUGUGCACAAGUGCGCGAGCGAGGAUAGACGUAAUGUGUUUUUGGAUGUAAUGGAAGAUUUUACCGACCCAUCGCGUAACCUGGGCAGCAUAAUACACUGGACGCCCGAAUCGUUUACGAUGAAUUGUCGUACCUUUUUGAACAAUAUUCCGGAAAGGAAAUAUUACUCACUAGCUGCUACUUCGGCUGCAAUUGGCAGCAACGCCAUAUGUCCUUUAGGGGGCAAGAAUUUUAUUUCAUUCGAGUGGAAUUCCAAUCCAGCAGAACUUUCAUUUGAAGCUUCGUUAGCAGAGAAUUUGAACAGAUCGUUCGAAGCGAGUAUUGAGCUAAACGAUAUUCAAAGUUUAACGAUUGUUGAGGAUUUAUAUGCACCGCGAGUGGAGUGUUCCUAUGAAAAGAUCCAAAUUACGGAUGAUUCUAUCGUGACGUACGAUUUGAAUAUUAACGCGUUGAACAACGAAGAGCUAGGUGUGUUGGCACAGCUGGUAAAAACUAUGAUUCAUCCAGAAAAACUUGUCUACAAACCUCUGCGCCCGGCCGCCGAGGAAGAUGAGGUUUUCAUUCGCUGUGAGCAACUUUACAAUACGAAGGACAUUACGGACAAUGGACCGUCGGUGCCGCCAGUGCCGUCACCGUCACUGCCGUCACCGCCACCGCCAGUGCCGUCACCGUCACUGCCGUCACCGCCACCGCCAUCGCCGCAGAAGGAAAGCAGUGUUACGGGCGAGGUGAUUGCUCGAAACGAAACGCCGGACAGAACUCGGACACCAGAAUGUCGGACAGAGCCGGAGAUAGAACUGGAGGCUCCAGUAGUGUCGGCAGUUCCGUCGGUGUACAAUGGCGUCGCAGAUACUUCUAAUUUGUCGGAAUCAAAGGAAUUCGUACCUUUAAGCACCGCCAAAUGGCCGUUCAAAUUGAUCGAUCUUUCGGACGAUCAUAAGAAAGCUGCUCCAAACAGUGACCCUUAUGACAUUGCCCAUCUACGCGAAGAAGAACGUGCGCAUAAGCGGGCAACAAACAAGCACGUUAAAGGCGCUGGAAAGGCGAAUGGAUAUAGCAAGAAAGCUGAGGAACCGACAAACGGUACCAAGACACAAAGUAAGAAGCGUCCAGCGUACAUGAAAUCGUCAACCCCGACCAAACGCACCCGCGCAACGGUGAUGAAAACAGUUCCCAAAGAUUUGGAAGAACUGUCAACAAUUUACAGCAUAAGCGAUGAUACCCAUUCGGACGCUGAUGAUAGCGAUUUCAUAGCCUACGCCAUGCUUUCGGGACUUGGUAAAAGCAACCGGAGCAAGAAGCAAGAAAACAUGCGUAAACAAUCGAUGACUGCUGCGCGUAAAAUGUCUGGGCGAGCUAGGGACGUGAAUGUGAAACAGCCAGCAGCUAAUAACACAUUGCAACCCCAAAAAAAUCCAACCUCACGUGGUAUGAAACCCAACCGCGGGAAAGAAAACACACUGAACAAACAGCCACAGUUGAACGAUUCGCGAAAACAAUGUUUAGAAAGCCGAGAAGUAAAACAUCCCUUGGGAAGGAAACCGGCACAGGAGUCUUCCUAUACGAACGGGAUGGCAAACUCAUUUAGCUUCAAUUGUUCGGAGAGAAUCGUUGGCAGUGAGCCAACUGCACACAAGUCACCGACUCAUUGCUCUUCCAUUGUCCCGACGGCGGUUGUUUUGCAAGAAACUGUUGCAUCCCCCUUACGUUCGUCGAACAGGAACGGCGACGAAACGAUACAGAUGGGAAUGGAAGUUUAUGAAAAUCCCGUAAACGCUGACCGGACACCGACGACGACCACGCCGGCGUGCACCACAGUACAGACGAUGAUCGAAUCAAAAGUACAGCCGCUCAUCGUAGACCUCCGGCGCUACAACAGUGAACGAAUCUGCACAGCAUUGAACGAAGCGCAAGCGUUGGAAAACACAAACUGUGAGGAGUACAAUGGUAUCAAAGAAAUAUGUACACGAACGAAAGAGCUGGAAGAGGAGCUUGAGAUCCUCUAUAGUAAAAUGAUGGCUAUGAUAAGAAAUAGUAAUGAAAAGGAAACCCUCAAUCAGAAGCGAAUGCAAGCUGCACAGCGCGAUCAAGAGUUCAUUCAGAAGGUUAGAGCCGAGAAGAAGAAUUUGCAAACCAUCUUUCAGGCGUGCAAAGUUCAGUACGAUCAACAGCACAAGAGCCGAGUGGCGCAGGAGCUAUGGAAGGUGAUUUACGGACCCGAUGCCAGUGUGACGAGCCCCAUGUUAAACUAACUAGAAGGUAGUUGUAGUAAUAUUAUUCACUUUGAGCUAUUCCGUUUAAGUAAUGCACUAUCUACUUUACUUUAACCUUUUGUCGAUAUUAAUUUAAAAAUGGUUCAAUCGGUUAUAUUACAUGCACAAUAAAUCCGUUUGGCCGCAUACACUUGCGUAUUCUUGUGGGUGGUAAUAUAAAA
Anopheles gambiae (African malaria mosquito) is the source of this 3155-nucleotide messenger RNA. RefSeq lists its product as uncharacterized. The record is from RefSeq and is a predicted model, not a curated record. Lineage: Eukaryota; Metazoa; Arthropoda; Insecta; Diptera; Culicidae. The transcript has 8 exons. The coding region runs from base 265 to 2973 and encodes 902 amino acids.